AUGGGGGGACAAAGGAACACAUCAUGGUACCAAAUUAACUUUAACCCUGGGACAAAGGAUCCAAAUGGAAGCUUACCUCACGCCCUCCCUCUCUCUGUCUCUGCAUUGCUUGUUUCGCACAAAAAGGGUAGACGAGUUAUCGAGGCACAAUUUGAUAAGGAAUUGGAGCUCAUUCAAGUUAUGAUACCUAUGCUAAUGAGGAUGGUGAAAAGGGAUGCUAACUACAGUGUAGAAAAGUCUGACUGUGGAUUGUUUACAAUCAAGUUCAUCGAGUUUUUACAUGUCAGGAUGAAUGUUAAAGUCAUAGAUGAAAAACGAUUUGCUAAGCCUUAG
This is a messenger RNA of Striga asiatica, 333 nucleotides long. NCBI's taxonomy places the organism in Eukaryota, Viridiplantae, Streptophyta, Magnoliopsida, Lamiales, Orobanchaceae. The record is from the annotation of a GenBank genome assembly.